GCAUGCGUCAUAGCAUGCAAUUAAUAAUCCAUUCGACAGCUGAUUUCGUGUUGAACGAGCUAGGACGAGUACUUGUGAAUCUCUCAAAUAUUGUUCCAGCUGGUAUUGUGUGCUUCUUAACCUCCUACGGAUAUGAAAAAACGGUGAUCAAUCAUUUGGAAAAGACUGGAGUUUUGGAGAAAAUCGCUGUCAAAAAGAAG
Messenger RNA from Nilaparvata lugens (brown planthopper), 200 nucleotides. RefSeq names its product ATP-dependent DNA helicase DDX11-like. The transcript has 2 exons. Gene Ontology annotation, cellular component: nucleus. The annotation marks the transcript as partial. The record is from RefSeq and is a predicted model, not a curated record. Gene Ontology annotation, molecular function: DNA helicase activity. NCBI's taxonomy places the organism in Eukaryota, Metazoa, Arthropoda, Insecta, Hemiptera, Delphacidae. Gene Ontology annotation, biological process: establishment of sister chromatid cohesion.